UUACCUUCUCUGUGCAAUGGCUUUGCAUAAAGCAGCCCCGAUCCUCCUCUUCUAGGGUCUCCUGUGAGCGCUCUUGGCACCUCCCCCCUGCCGAGUGCCCCUAUAGCAAGCCGCUUGCUAUGGGGACACUCGGUGGUGUAUGCGACCAUACUUCAUGUUACAAGAGUACAAUCCAAACGCACACGUUCCUGCGUUAAAAAAUGGCUGUGUGUAUAAGUGGGUGCUGCAGCGACCGUCGGCUGGAACCGAACAGAAUCAGGAAGGGAGAAUGUCACCAGCACACCGAGGAUCACCAAUAUGGGUCUAGAAGUUUUAAUGAA
Messenger RNA from Staurois parvus, 320 nucleotides. NCBI's taxonomy places the organism in Eukaryota, Metazoa, Chordata, Amphibia, Anura, Ranidae. The record is from the annotation of a GenBank genome assembly.